Molecule: messenger RNA, 3873 nt
Organism: Phaeoacremonium minimum UCRPA7
Lineage: Eukaryota; Fungi; Ascomycota; Sordariomycetes; Togniniales; Togniniaceae
Product: putative rna-dependent rna polymerase 1 protein
Exons: 2
Coding region: 1-3873 (1290 amino acids)
Biological process (GO): siRNA processing
Cellular component (GO): nuclear RNA-directed RNA polymerase complex
Molecular function (GO): RNA-directed RNA polymerase activity
Source: RefSeq, a predicted model, not a curated record
AUGCGACAAAUUGAUGCUCAUCAGAGCUUGGGUGAUUUGCAGCUGACUGUGGAUUUCACAAAGAGAAAGGCCCACAUCGAGUUCUCGCUCCGACCUGUCCACGGCUCAGAGGAAAACAACAGCCUCGAGCCAGUGACAUCAUAUCGGAUCUCCAUCAAAUUCAACUGCCUGAAGAAGCUCUGUCGAGUGGACUCUGACACUGGUGAUUGUGGCAUUCUGCUACAUAUGUCAUUGCCCCCACAUCUCUUCCAAUUAAUGAGCAAGAUUGAGGACUCUCAUUCUCCUGACAAGUUGCUCUGGCGCGACGAUGACACAUGGGUUCGACAAACAGGCUUCAUGCUUGAUCCAAUGGAGAUGAAGGAGCGACCUCUCAGACUGAACAUCGAUCAGUUUAUUGAUGUAGGCAGAUGGACCACUUACUACAUGAAGCUAGACCCUCAGUUUCGACUACAAUGGGAUCAAAUCGAGAAGCACCUUCGAGACUACAACCUCAAGACCAAUCCGCUCUCCAAUAUCUCCAUUGUCUCGCCCGGGUCAACCAACUACUGGUCCAUGGUUGGAGAUGUGGCUCAGAAUCACACAUCAAGCCAGGCCUUAGCCUUUAUGUUCCGUCCCAACACUGUCGCCCUGUCCUUUGACAUCAGAUAUCAAAUGGAAGUCUGCCUAUCAAAAGGAUUUCUCAACGAGCACACGAUUAGCUACGACUUCCUGGUUAAACUUUCUAAAUUCCCCAAUGAUCGCGCGAGGAUGCUACUGGAAGGCGUCGUGGAAGGCAAGAGAUUAGUCUAUAACCCCAUGGACAUAUUCGUGACUGAGCGAGUGCUUCACUACUAUUCAUUUGCCAAGGUGCCUUCAUACUGCACCUUGAUGCGAAGAGCCAUUGUCACACCUACUACCAUCUACUUCAGCACUCCGACAGUCGAGGUCACCAACCGUGUCCUUCGACAGUACUCAGACUUAGCGGAUCACUUCAUGAGAGUACAGUUCACCGAUGAACUCUCCGACGGCCGCAUACAUGCUUCAGCUGACUCGAAUGCGGCAGAUGAGUUGCUGUUGAGAGUCUACCAUGCCUUGAAGAAUGGGAUCAUCGUGGCCGGUCGCCACUACGAGUUUCUGGCUUUUGGAAACUCGCAGAUCAGAGAGAAUGGUGCUUACUUCUUUUGUCCGAGCACUCAUGUGUCCUGCGAUGACAUCCGCAAGUGGAUGGGAAGCUUUGACAAUAUUCGUUGUGUCGCCAAAUACGCAGCGAGAAUGGGACAAUGCUUCUCAACUACAAAACAAGUGUCGGGGUUCAAAGUACCCAGCAUCGUCAAGAUUCCAGAUAUCGAGAAAAAUGGUUACUGCUUCACCGACGGUGUGGGCAAGAUAUCGGGCCUGAUCGCUAAUGUUAUUGCAAGUGACUUCGGACUUGAUGAGGCUCCAUCAGUCUUCCAAUUCAGAAUGGGAGGCUGCAAAGGAGUUUUGACCCGUUGGCCGGACGUCAAGACUAACGAAGUUCACAUUCGUGAGUCUCAAGUGAAGUUCAAUGCCGACUACAACAGCAUCGAGAUUGUUAGAUGUUCGACCUACUCAGUGGCGACCUUGAAUCGGCAGACCAUCACUGUGCUAUCCUCUCUCGGCGUCGAAGACUCCGUUUUCAUCAAGAUGCUCGAAGAUCAGCUCACAAACUAUGAGAAAGCACUGCAAAACAAAGUGGAAGCAAUGGACAUGCUAGGGCGUUACAUCGACCAGAACCAGAUGACACUCAUCAUUGCUCAGAUGAUAAUCAAUGGUUUCAUGGAUACUCAUGAGCCAUUCGUCUGGACACUCUUGCGUCUGUGGAAGACCUGGUCAGUCAAGGCUCUGAAGGAAAAGGCACGUAUCAUUGUCGAGAAGAGCGCUUUUGUUCUUGGCUCUGUGGAUGAGACAGGCAUACUCAGGGGCUACACCAAUAGCAUGGAGGAGGCUACAGAUCUCGACAGAUCCCUCCUUCCCCAGAUCUUCCUUCAAGUCCCUGACCCCGAAGACCGUCGCGACUAUAAAGUUAUCACAGGAGUUUGUCUUGUCGGAAGAAACCCGUCACUUCAUCCAGGCGACCUCCGGGUCGUCGAGGCUGUGGAUGUUCCUGCCCUUCGCCAUCUCAAGGAUACAGUCGUUUUCUCCCAGAAUGGAGACCGAGAUGUUCCCAGCAUGUGUUCAGGAGGCGAUCUAGAUGGAGAUGACUUCUUCGUGUUCUGGGACGAAAACCUCAUACCUCCGGAGUGGAACCACCCUCCAAUGGAUCACGCGCCAUCUAGGCCAGAGAUCCUGGAUAGAGACGUCGACAUGAACGACAUUAUUAGAUUCUUCACCCUCUACAUAAAAAACGAUUCGCUACCGCAUAUCGCACACGCGCACCUGGCACAGGCUGACCGUUUGGAAAGCGAGAAUGGCGGCGAUGAUAGCCACGCCAAGCAUCCCAACUGUUUAGAGCUUGCUGCUCUGCACUCGAAGGCUGUCGAUUAUGUCAAGUCAGGAGUGCCGGCUGAGAUGUCCAGGCGCCUUCAGCCAACCCAUUGGCCUCAUUUCAUGGAGAAGCGAGGAAGAACCUACCAGUCCAAACAAGUAUUGGGGCAGAUCUACGACAGAGUCUACAAUGUUGAAUUUGAGCCUGCCUACGAGAUGCCAUUCGAUAAGAGGGUCUUGGCCAAGUUCAAGUUGGACAAAGACAUCUUGAGGAAGGCCAGACAAGUCAAGUCUAGAUACGAUACCGCUAUGCGCCAAUUGAUGGGUCAGAACGAGAUUACUACGGAGUUCGAGGCUUGGUCAGCGUUCGUCUUGACCAAACCCCUCGUCGGAAAUGACUACAAGCGACAAGAGGAUAUUGGACGUGAGUCUUCUGCUCUCAAACUUCGAUUCGUAACGUUAUGCAUGGAGGCGGCCGGAAUCAAAGAUCGCAGCAGAGACCCAGAGGUUUUGGACCCCUUUGUGGCAGCAAUGUAUCAAGUCACGAACGAGGAAGUUCAGAUCGCCAGAUACGAGAGCAAGGUGGCCCAGAUAGGGACAGAUGGAUGCGCCUAUACUCGCGAAUUGACCACAGCUUCGAUGCCCCUGAUCAGCUUCCCGUGGCUUUUCUACCGAGAGUUAGGUCGCAUUGUGAGUGGCCGCAUCAUCAGGUUCACAUUCGGCGACUAUUCCUUGCAGUCAGCAGAGGUCCAACCGCCAACACAGACGAGGCGUGAGUCACUUGGCGUGGAUGAGUUAGAGGACAUGGAGUACACCCACACCAGCGAUGGAAAGGUGAUGCAUCGCGGAGAGAUCCUCAACCUCUUCGACCACAUGGACGAAGACGAUAAGCUUCCCGUGAAAAAUGUCGAGGCCGAGACUCCUCGCUUAGAUAAGGCAUUAGAAAACGGAGAGUCAUCGAAUUUGGGGAGAAACACGGCCCAGGUCACUGAUGGAGAUCUACCAAAGAGUGCAGUCAUAUCCUCUUCCCCAGACCAAUCAGUGAAUGAAGAUGGACACAUGAUCGACAAGUACAUGUCUAAGGAUCCCAUGAAGGAGAACUCAGACAACACCAACUUAGACAACACGAGAGAUCCGUUGAUGCUCGCGGGACCUUCCUCGAUCACUCACAGGGAGCCCUUGCAUCUCAAUCCGCCGAAUCAGACGGCAAGAGCGGAUUCGACAUAUCAGACUUCCUCAAGCCAGGGCUUGCCAUUCAAGCCAGAGGGCUCGGCCUUGCGUGCGACACUUGGUACUCUAUCUGGUCAUGUGCCUGGCGCUGGCAUGACCCCCACACGUGGCAUCGAGGAGAUGAUCGAGGAUGACGAAGACGACAUCGAGGACGAGAUAGAGGUCGAGGCUGAUGGGGAGACGACAUUGGAGAGAGCCGCCAGGAUGUUAGCUCUCUGA